Molecule: messenger RNA, 2209 nt
Organism: Bubalus bubalis (water buffalo)
Lineage: Eukaryota; Metazoa; Chordata; Mammalia; Artiodactyla; Bovidae
Gene: CPNE6
Product: copine 6
Exons: 17
Coding region: 301-1974 (557 amino acids)
Biological process (GO): cellular response to calcium ion
Cellular component (GO): plasma membrane
Molecular function (GO): calcium-dependent phospholipid binding
Source: RefSeq, a predicted model, not a curated record
AGGGGAAGAUGUAUGUCACUGUGUCUGCGGGGGUCCUGCCUCUGAGCCACCCUCAGCCCGCCCUCCUCCCCUGGCUCCGUGGCUCCUUCCCAACCAGUGGCCCUGCCCCCCUUCUCCCUCCCAACCGGUCUGUGCAAGCGGGGGGAGCUGGUGCUUCGGCCCCCCCACCCCUCCCCAUCCAGGCCCCAUAAAUAGCACCAGAGCCGGAGCCAGAGCCGGCGCCAGCGGCUGGAGCAGCAAGGGAGUCAGGGCCAGGGCCAGAGAGCCGGAGAGAGGAGCCCCCGACUAGAGCCCAGAGACAUGUCCGACCCAGAGAUGGCCUGGGUGCCCGAGCCCCCAGCCAUGACACUGGGGGCCUCAAGAGUGGAGCUGCGGGUGUCCUGCCACGGCCUCCUCGACCGAGACACACUCACCAAGCCCCACCCCUGUGUGCUGCUCAAGCUCCACUCCGAUGAGCAGUGGGUGGAGGUGGAGCGCACAGAGGUGCUGCGCUCCUGCUCCAGCCCUGUCUUCUCCCGGGUACUGGCCCUGGAGUACUUCUUUGAGGAGAAGCAGCCCCUGCAGUUCCAUGUGUUUGACGCCGAGGACGGAUCCACCAGUCCUCGCAACGACACCUUCCUCGGCUCCACCGAGUGCACCCUGGGGCAGAUCGUGUCACAAACCAAGGUCACUAAGCCUCUGCUACUGAAGAAUGGGAAGAACGCGGGCAAGUCCACCAUCACGAUCGUGGCCGAAGAGGUGUCUGGCACCAAUGACUACGUGCAGCUCACCUUCAGAGCCCACAAGCUGGACAACAAGGACCUGUUCAGCAAGUCUGACCCUUUCAUGGAGAUCUAUAAGACCAACGGGGACCAGAGCAACCAGCUGGUCUGGAGAACAGAGGUGGUGAAGAACAAUCUGAACCCCAGCUGGGAGCCGUUCCGUCUGUCCCUGCACUCCCUGUGCAGCUGUGAUGUCCACCGGCCUCUCAAGUUCCUGGUAUAUGACUAUGACUCCAGUGGGAAGCAUGACUUCAUUGGCGAGUUCACCAGCACCUUCCAGGAGAUGCAGGAAGGAACAGCAAACCCUGGGCAGGAGAUGCAGUGGGACUGUAUCAACCCCAAGUACCGGGACAAGAAGAAGAAUUACAAGAGCUCAGGGACCGUAGUGCUGGCCCAGUGCACGGUGGAGAAGGUGCACACCUUCCUGGAUUACAUCAUGGGGGGCUGCCAGAUCAGCUUCACGGUGGCAAUCGACUUCACGGCCUCCAAUGGGGACCCAAGGAGCAGCCAGUCCCUGCACUGCCUGAGCCCCCGCCAGCCCAACCACUACCUGCAGGCCCUGCGUGCAGUGGGAGGCAUCUGCCAGGACUAUGACAGUGACAAGCGGUUCCCAGCAUUUGGCUUUGGAGCUCGAAUUCCACCCAACUUUGAGGUGUCCCAUGACUUUGCUAUCAACUUUGACCCGGAAAAUCCUGAAUGUGAAGAGAUCUCAGGUGUCAUUGCCUCCUACCGCCGUUGCCUGCCCCAGAUCCAGCUCUAUGGCCCCACCAACGUGGCCCCCAUCAUCAACCGCGUGGCGGGGCCAGCUCAGCGGGAGCAGAGCACUGGCCAAGCCACGAAGUACUCGGUGCUGUUGGUGCUCACGGACGGUGUGGUGAGCGACAUGGCUGAGACCCGCACUGCCAUCGUGCGCGCCUCCCGCCUGCCCAUGUCCAUCAUCAUUGUGGGCGUGGGCAAUGCUGAUUUCUCUGACAUGAGGCUACUGGACGGCGACGAUGGUACCUUGCGUUGCCCCCGAGGGGUGCCCGCGGCUCGCGACAUCGUCCAGUUCGUGCCGUUCCGGGACUUUAAGGAUGCCUCACCCUCUGCGCUAGCAAAGUGUGUCCUGGCCGAGGUGCCCCGGCAGGUGGUGGAGUACUACGCCAGCCAGGGCAUCAGCCCCGGGGCUCCCAGGCCCUGCACGCCAGCCACGACCCCCAGCCCUAGCCCAUGACUGCCGACAACCUGACGGACACUCCCUCAGUCUUUCAGUGCCUGUUCUGACCCUUGUGACUCAAGAGACCAUGCCUCUCCCUCUUGGACCAGGUGUGCCCUCUGGGUCCCGGAAGUGAGUGGUGAGCCCUACCCCAUCUCUUCAAGCCCCAGACCCCUCAGCCUCAUGUCCCCUCAGUAAUUUUCUUCAGUGAUCCUGACUUUCUGGCCAUUAAUAAAGGAAAGCACUCCUAGCA